CAAGGACCUCCUGGUCCUCCUGGAAUCAAUGGAUACCCUGGUCAGAAUGGGUACAAUGGAGAAAAGGGGGAGAAAGGAGAGCAAGGAGAACAAGGUCCUCCAGGACUUCCUGGGCUGAAAGGCAUUCCAGGAAAGCACGGGCCAAUCGGCCCUAAAGGUGAAAGAGGAGCACCAGGCCCUCCUGGCCUUCCUGGGUCACGCCCAACACAACAGAAAUCUGCAUUUGCGGCACAUCUGGGGGAAAAUUAUCCUGAGGCAAGCCAUCCCAUUGUGUUCCACAACAUCAUCUACAAUGAACAGCAACAUUUUGAUGUGGAUUCAGGAAUCUUCACCUGUCAAAUCCCAGGAGUAUAUUUCUUUGGCUACAGCAUGGAAGUAUAUAAGAAUUCCAAUAUUCUACUGAUGAAAAAUGGUCAACAGGUGAUAGGAACCUAUCAGCUUACCUCAGAUGUUUAUGAAAACCUAUCCGGAAGUACAAUCCUUAAAUUGGAGAAUGGGGACAGGGUGUGGUUAGAAGUGAAACCAGAUUAUAAUGGGGUAACACACACUAGUUACUUUUUGGGUUACCUUGUAUUUCCGUCUUAGAUUAUGCAGUCUCCUAAAUCCUGACACAAUGUUAUGGGGUUUCUCUUGUAAGUGUUUGGCCAACUGAUUUGUGAAUCAAUUUAGCCUUAUUCAAGCAUUCAGAGACUCAUGUGAGGAGAGGAAGGUGAGGAUGUGUUUGCUCGCCCUGCCCCCCUCAAAUGCUUCAUCACCCUCAACACAUUCGAGGGUGAUGGAGAGUCUGCUGUAUGCAUGUGCGUUCCCUGUGCCAUUUAGAACCCUGACCAUUCAAGGGUUCUAGAUGACUCAAGAGUUCUAAAUCAUUCAAGAAUUCUAAAUCGUGCCUACAUGCAGACAGCAGGCUUGCUGAAGACAUUCACCCUCCAAUGCAUGGAGGGUGGAGGGGCUAAGCAAAGGGACAUUCCAGAAGGAAGGGGGCAAUGAUUGCACCCCCUCUCCUCUUAUGCAAUUCUAGCUGCAUAAGGGCUAAAAUGCCUGAACAAGGCUUUUGUCUAGAUGUUAAUUGCACGGUGUGGGUUACCUUUUUG
This is a messenger RNA of Elgaria multicarinata webbii, 1091 nucleotides long. RefSeq names its product protein HP-25 homolog 1-like. Gene Ontology annotation, molecular function: protein binding. The annotation marks the transcript as partial. Lineage: Eukaryota; Metazoa; Chordata; Lepidosauria; Squamata; Anguidae. The transcript is spliced from 2 exons. The record is from RefSeq and is a predicted model, not a curated record.